Messenger RNA from Eurytemora carolleeae, 492 nucleotides. RefSeq lists its product as uncharacterized. The transcript is spliced from 5 exons. The record is from RefSeq and is a predicted model, not a curated record. Lineage: Eukaryota; Metazoa; Arthropoda; Copepoda; Calanoida; Temoridae. The coding region runs from base 76 to 492 and encodes 138 amino acids.
AUUCUCUCUCUCACUUCCCAAUAUUUUCAGGAUUUAUUUUAUCCAAGGAAUGAAGAAUUCUCUACUAAUUUACACAUGGAAACAUUAGAGUUACCUAGUAUUGAAAAGAGAAUUAUUCUAAUUUACCGAGAUUAUGUUUACACUGGAAAACUUGAAGAUCUAGAUAAUAUUGAAGAUAUUUGGAGUCUUUAUCACGUAGCUCAUCUAUAUAAUUAUAAAGGACUUCAAGAGACUUGCUUGUCCAGAGUAAUGGAAAGAAUGACAAUAUGCAAUGUACUUUUUAACAUUGAACAGGGAUUUAGAUAUGUAUUACAUGAUGUGGUCGCAGCUUGUUGGCUUAUAAUAGAUAACUCUACACCUCUCAUUUUCAAACAGAACAAUUGGACUUCCAUCUCUAAGGAAAAUAUUUCAACUUAUUUCAACUUUUUCAUUUCUUUCGUUCAUCGUUAUAUGACCCAUUUCGUUCGUGUUAUAUUCAAUUUAAAAAAAUGA